AUGUACCGCAACGAUCGCGACUGGUACGACAUCGAGGACUUCUUGGGCGACCCGGCUUUGGUCCCCGGGGCCCCACCGGCCCUCUGCGAGGACAUCGAUCCUUUGCCCUUGGACGCGGACAUCACAUGCGGCCAUGACGGUUCCCUGGGGCCGAAGCCCGUCCACGAGUUAAACACGGCCCGCGACCAGACUACGGUGCAAAGUCCUGCCGGCGGGCUAAACGCGGCCUGUGGGCAGAGCACGGCCUGUGAGCAAAGUACUGAUGGCGGGCUAAACGCGGCCUGUGGUCGAAAUGCGGCCUGUGCACAGAGUGCUGCCUGCGGCCAAAAGGUGGCCUGUGGGCCUGAAGCGCCGCCCCCAAGUGUGACGGAACCGCCCCCUGCGCUAAACUCGGCCUGUGGCAAGAACGCUGCUGUUGUGCAAAGUACUGGCGGCGGGCUAAAGUCGGCCCGUGGACAGAAUGCGGUUUGUGGGCAAAGUACUGCUGGCGGACUAAAGGCGUCCCGUGGAGCCGAAGCCAGCGAGUUCACCUUCAAGGACCUGGGCGCGGUGGUGGAGGGCCUGGAGGCCCUGCUGCAGGAUCUGGGCCCGGACCUCACCGAUCCAGUGCCGGACCGGUCUGGAUCCGGCGCCGGAUUCGGGACCAGAUCCGGAAUAGCGUCCGGAUCCGGAUUCGGCGCUCCCCCUGACGGCGAACCGGCAGUGGCGGCGCCCGUCGGCGAUCGCCUGACCCGCGGGCCGGAAGGCCCCCAGACCCGGAGCCCGGCGCUGUACCGGCAGCGGAUGGACCCGGCCGGGGCCCCGGUCCCGGGAACCGGCCUUGGGCAGACCGUUGGGCGUGGGGGACCCAACCCGGCGGACCCCCUGGCCCAGCGCCCGGGCCCCUGGGCCCGGGAGUGCGACGGCGGUGUCGUUGGGAAGGCCUACGGCGGGACGCCGUCUGGGCCCUUGAGACAACGGAUUGGGCCCUUUCGCCCGUACGGGGGCCCCUGGGACCGGGCCCGCUGGGCCCCGGGUGCCCGCCGAUGGGGCCCCGCGGCCCACCUGGAGGGCGGCGUGCACGAGGCGUCGUUCCGGAUGGGGGUGGCGGCGGCGGCGGCGGCGGCGGAGGGGCGCGUGAUGGAAGCUUACGAGAUGGAGGUGGCGUGCCGGCGGCGGUGGGCGGGACUGAAACGGCGGUGGGCGCAAGAGCGGGCGGAGCUCCGGAUGCUGUCUAGGGCGAAGCGGGCGGCCAUAGCUUCGAUGGUGGCAGGGGGCGAUGUGUGGAAGGAGCAGAUGCUAAGGGGAGUCGACCCAGGCGCCAUCAUGCACCCGCGGUGCGUCCCGCAAUCGCGUCCCGCAACGAGCGGCAAGAUGGCGGAAAUGGGCGCGCCAUUGGCUUCACUGCUCUUCCAAGGAAUCGCUGCCUCCAGACUCCACAGCGAGACCUGGCCUGGCCAGCCUGACCCAUGGGCGGCAAGGGGCAGGCCUGGGUUGCCGGUGGGAAGCAUGGCGCCUACACACCACCAGGUGCAGCGGGACGGCUGUGAAGACGCGCAGGUGCACGCACCGCCACUGGAGCCCUGCGUGCCUGUCUCACGCCACUCGCCAGAAUACCACGCCGCCGUCGCAGCCUCCCUUCCCGGUCCGUCCGCGCCCACGCCGUCGCCCCCCUCGCCGCUGGUCAACAUCCGUCAACGCACAGUCAACGCGGUCAACUCGGCGGUGGGCGAAGACCUGCUGGCAGACUCCCUGCGCGCCGCAGCGCAAUGCGCUGUGGGUCAGUGCGGUCAACCACAGUCAAUGCCGAGUCACCGUGGUCAACGCGACGGGCACGUGGGUCAGGAGGAGGUCAGCGCUGUGGGCCAGGCGGCGUCGAGGCCUCAGGGUCCCUGCGGCGUCCUGAACCUGGACGCCGUAUUCCAAGAAGCUUCCACUGCCCAGGCGAACCUUCCACUCAUGUCUGAGGCGCCCUUUGCGCAGUAG
This is a messenger RNA of Ostreobium quekettii, 1965 nucleotides long. NCBI's taxonomy places the organism in Eukaryota, Viridiplantae, Chlorophyta, Ulvophyceae, Bryopsidales, Ostreobiaceae. The record is from the annotation of a GenBank genome assembly.